AUGUUUUAACCUAAUCAAAGUUAAAUAAAGUACAGCAAUUAAUUUGGUGCCACAUCUGCAGUUUAUUUUUCAUAACAACAAACAUCAAGAGACAAAGUAUAAAAUUGCGAACAUCAUCUAGCCAAUAUAAACAAGAGAUGGUUCAGAAAAUAAAUAAUUGCUUUAAUUUCCAGCUUCUCAAAUAGUUUAUGGUCCAUCUAUGAAAUUCAAUUCACCAGUUUAAAGCAACAUAGCCUUUCGAAAAACAUCAAAAGAGUUGAACAUUACAAUAGAAGAUCCUUCAGGAAUUUAAUAAAUAAGAUAACCAUCUCCAAAUAUUAAGAAGUAAAGAGAACAAAUGGAAAAGGAUUGGAAUAAAUUAAUUGAUAAAUCGAAGACCCUUUAAGAAAAUUUAGUAAUGCUAAAAAACAAUAUCAGUAUUAAUCUUAACAAAAAGUAAUCAGAUCAACGCUUAAUUAAAGAAUCACCAUCAACAGCAGCUGGUUUAUCAUCUAGAAUGAAACUAUAGAAAGUAAAUGUUACUUGUAAAUUAAAUUCACCAUUCAAAGCUUAACCUAACAUUGAAGUAUGUAAAAAUUUAAGUCACAAUGCAUUAGCAAAUCUUAAAUUUACCACAAAUGCUAAAAAAAAUCCAAUAAUAAUAAAUAAUUCAAGUGCUAUAAAUUAUGUUAAUAUGACCAAUAAUUAUGCUAAAAACUUAUUAGAUGAUCAUUAAUAAUAAAAAGUAUCUAACAAAAGUCUUAUAUAAAAAUAAACUAAUCCACUUUAUAUAUAAAUAGAAAAUAAAUUGAAAUUGAAAAUUAGUUCUUUUUUAGGAAGAGGUAAAUUUAGUGAUGUUCAUAUGGCUAUUGAUAAUAGAACUGGUUUGAUUUUUGCAUUAAAAAUAAUAAAAAAAUAAACUGUUAUUGAACAUGAAAUGUAAGAAUAAUUAGCUAGAGAAAUAGUAAUAUAAUCAAAAUUAUCACAUCCAAAUAUAGUAAAAAUGUUUGGUUAAAGUUAUGAUUAAUAAUAUAUUUAUAUGAUGUUAGAAUUUUGUAAUAAUGGAGAAUUAUUUUAACAUCAAUAUAAAUAAUAAAAUAAAAGAUUUAGUGAAAAAGAAGCCAGUCAUUUUAUAAUGUAAAUACUCUCAGCUAUUCAAUAUAUGCAUAAAUAGGGAUUCAUGCAUAGAGACUUAAAAACAGAAAACAUUUUAUUAUCUCUUGUAUUUAUUUAAGAAUAUGAUUUUAGAAUUACAUUAAAUUAUGUGAUUUAGGUUGUGUAAGAGAAAUACCGAAAUUUGAAGAUAGAAGAAACACUUUUUGUGGAACAGUUGAUUAUAUAGCACCAGAAGUAAUUAAAGAUGAAGGAUAUGAUGAAAGAUGUGAUGCCUGGUAAAUUGCUAUUUUAGCUUAUGAACUUGUUGCUGGAGAUACUCCAUUUUCAGAAUUUCCUAGAGAUGAUGAAAUAAUCAUGGCUAAUAUUUUAAAAGUAUUUAUUUCUAUUCAUUCUAGAAUAAAUUUAAUCUCCCUAAUUUCUUUUCUCCUGCUUUGAAAGAUUUUGUUAAUAGAGGAUUACAAUAAAGUCCUGAUCACAGAAUAUCUAUUGAUUAAAUGUUGUUGCAUAGAUGGAUUGCUGACAAUAAUAAAGUUAAUCAUAUAGAAUAUACAUUUUGA
Messenger RNA from Paramecium sonneborni, 1652 nucleotides. Lineage: Eukaryota; Ciliophora; Oligohymenophorea; Peniculida; Parameciidae. The record is from the annotation of a GenBank genome assembly.